GCAGCGAGCGGCGCCUGCGUCUGCAGCGGUGCGGGGUCCGAGCGCGCGGCGCGGCGCCGGGGGUCGGGCCGGGGCGGGGACCGGGCACCGGGCACCGGGCAUGGCGCUGCGGAGAGGCGGCGGCGGCGGGGCGCCGGGCCGGCUGCGGCUGCUGCUGCUGCUGGGCGCCGCGUGCCUGAUCCCGCCGAGCGCGCAGGUGAGGCGGCUGGCGCGCUGCCCCGCCACUUGCAGCUGUACCAAGGAGUCCAUCAUCUGCGUGGGCUCGUCCUGGGUGCCCAGGAUCGUGCCUGGCGACAUCAGCUCCCUGAGCCUGGUAAAUGGAACGUUUUCGGAAAUCAAAGACCGAAUGUUUUCCCAUCUGCCUUCCCUGCAGCUGCUAUUGCUGAAUUCUAACUCAUUCACGGUCAUCAGGGAUGAUGCUUUUGCUGGACUUUUUCAUCUCGAAUACCUGUUCAUCGAAGGGAACAAAAUAGAAACCAUUUCACGAAAUGCCUUUCGUGGCCUCCGCGACCUGACUCACCUUUCUUUGGCCAAUAACCACAUAAAAGCACUACCAAGGGAUGUCUUCAGUGACUUAGACUCUCUGAUUGAACUAGAUUUAAGGGGUAAUAAAUUUGAGUGUGACUGCAAAGCCAAGUGGCUGUACCUGUGGUUGAAGAUGACAAAUUCCACUGUUUCCGAUGUGCUGUGUAUUGGUCCACCAGAAUAUCAGGAAAAGAAGCUAAAUGAUGUGACCAGCUUUGACUAUGAAUGCACAACUACAGAUUUUGUCGUUCAUCAGACGUUGCCCUACCAGUCGGUUUCGGUGGACACGUUCAACUCCAAGAACGACGUGUACGUGGCCAUCGCCCAGCCCAGCAUGGAGAACUGCAUGGUGCUCGAGUGGGACCACAUCGAAAUGAACUUCCGGAGCUACGACAACAUCACAGGUCAGUCCAUCGUGGGCUGUAAGGCCAUCCUCAUCGACAGCCAGGUCUUUGUGGUGGUGGCCCAGCUCUUCGGCGGCUCCCACAUUUACAAAUACGACGAGAACUGGACCAAGUUCGUCAAAUUCCAGGACAUAGAAGUCUCUCGCAUUUCCAAGCCCAAUGACAUCGAGCUGUUCCAGAUCGACGACGAGACGUUCUUCGUCAUCGCCGACAGCUCUAAAGCAGGCCUGUCCACAGUUUAUAAGUGGAACAGCAAAGGCUUCUACUCUUACCAGUCCCUGCACGAGUGGUUCAGGGACACGGAUGCAGAGUUUGUGGAUAUAGACGGGAAAUCGCAUCUAAUCCUGUCCAGCCGCUCCCAGGUGCCCAUCAUCCUCCAGUGGAACAAAAGCUCUAAGAAGUUCGUCCCCCACGGCGACAUCCCCAACAUGGAGGACGUGCUGGCCGUGAAGAGCUUCCGGAUGCAGAACGCCCUCUACCUCUCCCUCACCCGCUUCAUCGGGGACUCCAGGGUCAUGAAGUGGAACGGUAAGCAGUUCGUGGAGAUCCAGGCCCUUCCGUCCCGGGGCGCCAUGACCCUGCAGCCCUUUUCUUUUAAAGAUAAUCACUACCUGGCCCUGGGGAGCGACUACACGUUCUCCCAGAUUUACCAGUGGGAUAAAGAGAAGCAGCUGUUCAAAAAGUUCAAGGAGAUUUACGUGCAGGCGCCCCGUUCCUUCACAGCCGUCUCCACCGACAGGAGAGAUUUCUUUUUUGCGUCCAGUUUCAAAGGGAAGACAAAGAUUUUUGAACAUAUCAUCGUUGACCUAAGUUUGUGAAGGUGUGGCGGGUGAGUUUAAAAGGCAGGCAGCAUCAGCCCUCACAAGAGAGGACCAAGAAGGAAAAUAAACGAAUCAAUAAAAGCCAGGCGCGGCGCUCUGAGGUUAAAAAUGCACUGGGGAAAUAGUUAGAAGUUUUCCAACUUUUAGAGCUCACAUUUUAAUCAGGGAUUGCAUUUAUUGGCUAACUGCAUGACAUGCUCCUUCCACCAUUUAAAAAGACAUCCUAAAGCCUGUAAUUUCUGAGAAAAGAGUAUAGCAUUUACUCUUACCAUCUAGAAAAGUAAUGUGCUUUUUCUUUUCCUCUUUUUUUUUUUUCUUUUUAAUGAGGAAGGAGAAAAUUGGAUAAGAUGGGACGGCUCUUAUAAUGAAAUAAAAAACCCAACCAAACAAACUAUGGGCCCUUCUCAUUCCACUUUAGCAGUCUUUUUGGUAAGAACGCUUAAAGCCAAAGUCAGCUGAAAAGAUUUGCUGAUGAUUAGUUUAAAAAUCUUAUACCACUCAGCAGUGCUAUUUUGAGCCAUCCUAGUUUCCUGAAAGUAACGCCCAGCCCCGCAAAUCCUCCUCAAUAGCAGAACCUUGGCUAUUUUGUUGGCCCGCAUGGAUGCUUGUCAUGGGUAUGCUAACAAUUUAAUGUUUUGACAUUGCUUCCUCUGCCACAAAGAAAACACCCUGGUGACACAUGUCUAGGCCCAGCAUGGGGCGAGGGCUCAGCAGUGAGACAAAGGGAGUUUUCCCUCUUUCUUCUGGUUCAAAGCUGACCCUCGUGGUGGCUGGGGCAAUAAGGCUUGUCUGAUGCUCUUCAGGACUCAUCUGCUUCUCCGAGCCCGUCCUUUGAGUUUGUGGGUAACCAGCAGACAGGCCAAAGACUGAAUGGUGCUUUCUGUUCCAUCCUGUAGAGGGAUGAAACAGGUAUUUCCAUCUGAUGAGCAUUCGGUACAAUUUUUGAAGUGAGAUUGUAUGGGGGCCAAAGGGACUUUCUGUAGGUCUCCAUGUGCUUUGAAACCUGUAGGUGGCUCUUUGAUGUGUGCAUGUCUUUGCCCUCUGGACAACUUAAUAUUUCAAGUGAUUGAAUACCAACUUCCCUACCUGCCCAUCUGCCUACCUCCCUAAUCACGUAACAGUCGUGUUUUGUUGAGUUGCUGCUAUUUCUGCUGCUAGUGUAGCCGACUGCAGGUGCUGCAGACACCAGACCGCAACCCGGAUACUCAUGAUAGUAACACUCCUUCUCCUCCCUGCACUUUAGCAAAGGAGCCCUCCUCCCCCCAGCGCCCCCACACCCACACGGGGCCACAAGUUGGCAGCGGGGUCAUCCUGUACAGGCUGGGGACCUCGGGCUGAUCAGUAGGGACCAGAUACGGGGCCAGACAAGCUGAACCCCCAAACCAGGUGGGGACCAGGUGGCCUAUUUCAAAAUGGGCCUUUCCCACAGACAACAGGGGAGCUCACGGAGUCUAGUUGAGUGGAAGGUUCCUAGUGGAUGUUCCGCCCAGGUGGCUGGUUCUCGUCAGAGCAUAAGAAGUGAAUGCUUUUAGGGGCAGCCGUGAAAGAUUGACCCUACAACUUCACUUCUAGCCAUGAAAGUGUCACAAUCACACUGUGUACUGUAUUAUUAUUUUCCAAUGAUUAUUUGUCAUGUCAUGAGUAGGUAGAUGUUUUGCCACAAAUAUGAAUGUGUUGGUUGUUUCCGGAUUUAAGCAAUGCAGACUGAGGCAAUAAAUAGCACUCAGAGAAGGAUGCACUGGUGUUUUGGGAACAUUCCGGGAGUGCAGGCUGAGGCUUCCAGCCUAGGAAACCAGGGAUUUUAAUGAACUAACUCACCCACACAUACUUGUGUUGUUGCUUGAAACUUCUCCUAAAUACUGAGCAAACAGGAGAAAAGUGGUUUGUUUUCAUUUUUAAAGCAUAAAUCACUCUUCUGCAGUCUUUCGCCUUCGUGGUGUAUUUGAAUGGACUACAAAUGCCCAGAUCCCCACAUUGGAGGCGGAAACGACAAAACUCUGCUGUUCUUCUGGCUGUAAAGACGGGCAAGCUAUCCUUUCACUAGCGUGGAACCCCUCAGACAAGCCCCGGCAGAAAAAUGGAUACUUGGCAGAUAGUGUAGGAGACAUUUAGACAAUCCCAGCACUUUGCCAGGUCAGAGAGAUGUUCCUGAUUCCAGCUGCCUGCAGGGAAAGCAACUGGGCCGUCUUUUCACAGUGCUGUCGCUGCAGAGCUGAACCACGGUCCCAGCUGUACCUCUGAGGGUGAGUUAGGGACUGACCGCCCGCACUUACCACUCUGCUCACCGGUGCCUGGAAUCUGGAAAACCAGGAAGCACAGGUGCUGGGCUUGGGAGGGGUGGAUCUGUUGAGUCCAGAUGGGGUUUUAGGGGGUGAAAGAAAGAUCUAAGCAGAUGAUGGGUGGGGGUGAGAGGUGGGUGAUCCACUCAACUACAGUCAGGCCUCUCUCCCUCCUUCCCUCCCUCCCUUCCUUCUUUCCUCCCUUCCUUUGAUUUUGUACAAGACUAGAGCCUGCAAUCUACAGAGUGCCUGUGCUGUGGGAGGAGAAAUUUGUUCUGGCCAACUUGCUAAAGGAGCGUAGAUGUUCUUGGCACGAAGUAGUGGAAGUUUGCUCCAUUAAUCUUACUGCUUCAGCCCAAGAAUCCCUGAAGUUUUAAACAAUUUCUGCAAGAAGCUUUCUUCCAGUAAUAACAUAACACACAAAACCAACUAAACAACAGCAAAUGCCCAAGGCCGAGAAACGUGGGGACCGUCCCCUGUGGAGAUCAGCCUGAGGGGGCAGCUCUUGCUUCUUCCUCCCUCCCACAUCUCAUGGGCAGCACCUGCUCACCUUGUUUCUCCUUUAUAGUCUCUUUGUCUAGGCUCCUGGCCCGCCCCUCCAUACAGCCCUCCCCUAAAGGGAGAAAAUGUCCCCAGGAUUUGUCCCCUGGACUUGUCCCCUUGUCCAUAGGGCUGGGAAUAGGCCUCUUAUCAAAACUCAGAAAACAAACCUUACAUGUGAAGAGCACUGUGUUCUUGGGCACUGGCUAAUAAGCCCACCUCGCAUUUCAGCAGAGCUUUAUAUUUUUUCAGUGAACAUUGGAGUCCAUCUCAUUUGUUCAUAAAUAGUUUUACAGUUGAUUGGAGGACAGGUAUUACUCUAAUUUCAGGAAGAAGGAAAUAGACACAAAAUCUAAGUGGAUUGCCUGCCCAUGGUUAUCCAGUAGGGAGUGGCCAUUCUAGAACUUUCCUUCUGAUCAGCGGGCAUUGUAUUUUCUUUAUGUGACACUCUGCUAUACCCUCCCAGAGAAAGACUUUCAUUUUUAUCAUGAUUUUGAAUAUAGCAGCACCUUGAAAUAAAAUAAAAGUGCAACAAAGCACGCACAGCCAGAAGGAAAAUCAUGCUGAAUAGACACCAUUCGAUCAACCGGUCCAUUUAACAAUCAACAAACAUUAUGGAACUGCCAGUACACAUGAGGCCCCACUUUGGAAAGUCUUCCAGAAAUUUCAGAUAGUUUUCUGCUAUUCUAGAGAGGAUUUCUAGGUGGCAUGAAUGUUUUUCUCCCUCCCCAGCCCCCACAGAGGUAUGGGAGGGAUGCUAAGGUCGAGAUGCAUCUGGUUCAUGUCACAAUGUCUAGAAGACAAACAAGAAGACUUCUGUGAAGGAAAAAUUAAAAACCCAAAUGCACGAGUGAUGAUGAAUUGCUCCCGGCCGUCGUCAGCCUUUAGGGAGCACGCUGGAAAUGGCAGCGUUGCAGUUUUCUUCCCUGUGGAGUGAGAAGCUGUGUAUUUUUAGGAAAGAAAUCGGUGUGGGAUGCCAGAGGUUUGGCCGCCAGGAGCACUCGUGAUGGAAAUUUCUCUGGCCUGGGGUAUGAUGAGAGAGGGAUGGGGGAUCCGCAGGAGGGGCGUCUCUUUGCAUGCCACUGAAGGAAAAGAUCUCUUUAACCGGCUUCCCGAGUCUUCUGCAGAGGUAUCAGCCCCUCAUUUGCAGCUGAGAAAGAAAGUUCUUUAAUUAGGCAGUGGCCAAAGAUUCUGUUCAACAGCUUCCUGGAGUGAAAUACCAUAAUCUAGUUGCUGAUGCAGCAAGAAAGAUGGUCCAGAUUUGGGGGGGGGGGAGGGCAAGGAAACAGAAUGGGCAGAGAAGCAGGACAAAUGGACCUGGAGGAUACUCUUUGGGGAAAGUAGAAAAUGAACCAGAAGAAAAGAAAGAGUGAUACUGAUUUCCUUUGCUUCCACCAGGCAAGCAGAAGGUAGAAUGACCAGGCAAAUGAACAGCAUCCCAAUUAUUAGUGAAAAGAACCAAAUGUAAUGCUAGUUGAAUAAGAAUUACAUUGUAAAGCUACUGAGACCUAACCAAGGCACUCUGAUCCUUACUGUAUUCCAUUGUUUGUAUCAAAAUCUACUUUUUUUCUAGUAAGGAAACUAUGCAUUCUCUAUCAAUCCCUUUGAUGAUCAGGAAUGUGUUAAGAAUUGUGACAAAAUAGGCCAGUAUGCCAUUGGGUACCAUUUUUAUGUAUUUUAAAUGCAUAACUUAGGUAAAAUAAGAAUAGUUUAUAUGUAUAUGGAAACAAGUUUUGCCGUAUGCAGACUUCAGUGGAUGCAUUUUAGGCUGUAUGCAUAUUUAGCUCUUUUUGGUAAAUAGAGUUAACAAAUGAUAUGCCUCUUAAUUCGAUACAUUCUGUAAGCCUAUGAAUAAAAAGUGCUUUUUGCCUCA
Molecule: messenger RNA, 6442 nt
Organism: Microcebus murinus (gray mouse lemur)
Lineage: Eukaryota; Metazoa; Chordata; Mammalia; Primates; Cheirogaleidae
Gene: LGI2
Product: leucine rich repeat LGI family member 2
Biological process (GO): inhibitory synapse assembly
Molecular function (GO): protein binding
Source: RefSeq, a predicted model, not a curated record